This is a messenger RNA of Drosophila miranda, 495 nucleotides long. Its product is annotated as secreted RxLR effector protein 161-like. Bases 1 to 264 code for a protein of 87 amino acids. The record is from RefSeq and is a predicted model, not a curated record. NCBI's taxonomy places the organism in Eukaryota, Metazoa, Arthropoda, Insecta, Diptera, Drosophilidae. The transcript has a single exon.
AUGAAUAUGAGCAUCAUCUACCAAAAGUCUGGAGAGCCAGUAAAAGGGUUCGCCGAUGCUGAUUGGGCAAAUGACAAGCUGGACCGAAAAUCAUAUUCCGGAUACGUUUUCUUCCUAGCUGGUAGUGCGUUUUCGUGGACAUCAGCCAAGCAGAGCGUCGUCGCCAUGAGCAGCACCGAAGCAGAGUAUGUGGCGCUAUCAACAGCCGCUAGAGAAGCAGUAUAUCUACAAGGUCUGUUGCAAGAGAUUGGAUACUCAAAUUAAGGGCCAAUGACUAUCUAUGGUGACAACCUCAGUGCGCAUCAUAUUGCGAAAAAUCCUAUUCACCAUAAACGCACAAAGCAUAUAGAUUUAAAAUAUCAUUUUGUUAGAGACAAAGUAGAAAGUAAAGAGAUAAAACUUGAAUAUGUAUCCACACAGAAAAACGUUGCCGAUGUAUUAACCAAAAGUUUAUGUAAGCAAAAGCAUUAUAGAUUUGUAAACAUAGAUUUGUAC